Phragmites australis (common reed) is the source of this 1590-nucleotide messenger RNA. RefSeq names its product probable arabinose 5-phosphate isomerase. Lineage: Eukaryota; Viridiplantae; Streptophyta; Magnoliopsida; Poales; Poaceae. The record is from RefSeq and is a predicted model, not a curated record. The coding region runs from base 180 to 1238 and encodes 352 amino acids. Gene Ontology annotation, molecular function: isomerase activity; carbohydrate derivative binding. Gene Ontology annotation, biological process: carbohydrate metabolic process; carbohydrate derivative metabolic process. The transcript has 3 exons.
AUUCCUUUUGUUUCAAUUGUCCCACCUCGCUCGCUCGCUCGCACGCACGCGCAAACGCCGCCUCUUCCUCCUCCCCCCUUCGCAUCGCAGCACCCGUUUCCUCAGAUCCCAAGGAACGAACCACUCCCGUCUUCCUCGCGCCGCGGCAUUUCAUCGAAUAGUCCUCGCGCGCCACGCCCAUGGGCUCCAUCCCGGUGCCCCCCUCGCUGCAAUGCGCGCCGCCAUCGGCGACAUCGUCGGCGCAGAGGCGGCCGACGGUGUCGGCGUCGGACCUGGCCCCGCUGUUCGUCGCGCAGCGGCGGCACCUCGACCACUUCUUCGACUGCCUCGACAUGUCGCAGGCGGCGGCGUUCGCGCAGGCCCUGCUCGACGCACCCGGCGCCGUGUUCUUCACCGGCGUCGGCAAGUCGGGCAUCGUGGCGAGGAAGAUCGCGCAGACGCUGGCGUCGCUGGGGUUCACGCGGGCCGGGUUCCUCGCCCCUGUCGACGCGCUCCACGGCGACAUCGGCGCGCUCUUCCCGGGCGACGUGCUAGUGCUGCUCUCCAAGUCCGGCGCGUCAGACGAACUGCUCGCGCUCGCGCCCUGCGCGCGUGCAAAGGGCGCCUACCUCAUCUCCCUCACCUCGGCGGCGUCCGGCGCUGACUGUCCGCUCGCCGCCACGUGCGACCUCAACGUGCACCUGCCGCUGCAGGGGGAGGUGUGCCCCUUCGGCCUCGCGCCCGUCACCUCCACCGCCAUUCAGAUGGUGUUCGGGGACACCGUCGUAGCCGCCAUCAUGGAGGCGCGACGCCUCUCCAGGGACCAGUACGCCGCAAACCACCCCGCCGGCAAGAUCGGAAAGACACUCAUCUUCAAGGUUAAGGAUGUUAUGAAAAAACAGAACGAGCUUCCUCUGUGCAAGGAGGGAGAUAUGAUAAUGGAUCAACUCACUGAACUCACCAGUAAAGGUUGUGGGUGUCUACUUGUGGUUGAUGGCGAGCAUCAUUUGAUUGGGACCUUCACUGAUGGUGAUCUCCGGCGUACACUUAAGGCAAGCGGGCCAGCUAUUUUUAAUCUCACAGUUGGAGAGAUGUGCAACAGGAAUCCAAGGACAAUCACUGCGGAGGCAAUGGCAGUCGAAGCCAUGGAGAAGAUGGAAUCACCUCCUUCACCUGUGCAGUUCUUGCCUGUUGUCGACGACCACAAUGUCGUGUGUGGGAUCAUUACAUUGCACGGAUUGGUCUCUGCUGGAUUGUAAACAUAUAUCCCGCAACCUCCUGCUGGACUAUAGGCUUCUGUACAAGCUUACUCAGUUCUUAAUGAUUCUUUUUAUCGACAUCUACUUGGUCCAAGACUGCCAACUGCAAGUAUUGUUGUCAAGUUCAGUCGAUACCUGAAGGAAUGUAUCGCUAUGUAUCAAGUGUAGCUUAGACUCUUUUGGGUAUAUGGUGACAGUGUUAGCGUUCUCCUAUGUAUUGUGUUUUGUAAGAUGACGCUGUCCGUUUGGCAGCUGCUUACCAUGUUUGUACUUUGCACUCUAUUCUGUAAAUGAAUGCUUUACUAUGUUCGUACUUUGUACUCUAUUCUGUAAUCGAAUGCUUUACCAUGUU